UCACAUCUUGAGGAGAACUGAACCUAACCACCGUGCAUAUAUCGAGAAGUAAAGAAACAUCUCUUUUGAUAUAGGUUUCAAGGCGUGGAAAGUGCGAGAAAACAGCAACCACACUCAUCCGGCCUGUGCUGCUCUGAGAAGCCAGGAGCUGGAGUUUGAAGCUGUAAAAUACUCGCUAUGGCGGUAAACUUGGACAAGGAAGCGUACUACCGCCGAAUUAAGCGAUUAUAUGGCAAUUGGAAGAAAGGAGAAGAUGAGUUUGGCAAAGUGGAUGCCAUGGUGGUCUCCGUUGGGGUGGAUGAAGAGAUAGUGUAUGCCAAAUCCACUGCCCUGCAGACAUGGCUGUUUGGUUAUGAGCUGACAGACACCAUCAUGGUGUUCUGUGAGUCUAAGAUCAUCUUCCUGGCCAGCAAAAAGAAGGUGGAGUUCCUUAAACAGGUGGCUGUAACCAAGGGCAAUGAGAACGCCAACGGGGUUCCACCAAUCACACUGCUCGUCAGGGAAAAGAACGAGAGCAACAAGGUUAACUUUGAGAAGAUGGUGGAGGCAAUCAGGGCCAGUAAGGAGGGCAAGACUGUGGGUGUGUUCAGCAAGGACAAGUUCCCCGGCGAGUACAUGAAGAGCUGGAACGACAUGAUCACUGCCGAGGGCCUGGAGAAGGUGGACAUCAGUGCGGUGGUAGCCUACACCAUUGCCGUGAAGGAGGAUGGGGAACUGGCUCUGAUGAGGAAGGCUGCUGCCGUCACCAGCGACGUCUACUCCAAGUUCUUCAAGGAGCGGGUCAUGGAGAUCGUGGACGCAGACGAGAAGGUGCGCCACAGUAAGCUGGCUGAGUCUGUGGAGAAGGCCAUCGAGGAGAAGAAGUACCUGGGGGGAGCAGACCCCUCCACGGUCGAGAUGUGUUACCCCCCCAUUAUUCAGAGUGGGGGCAACUACAGCCUCAAGUUCAGUGUCGUCAGCGAUAAGAACCACAUGCACUUUGGGGCCAUCACGUGUGCCAUGGGGAUCCGCUACAAAUCGUACUGCUCCAACCUGGUCCGGACCCUGAUGGUGGACCCCCCACAGGAGAUGCAGGACAACUACAGCUUCCUACUGCAGGUGGAAGAGGAACUACUCAAAGAGCUCAAACACGGUGUAAAGAUCUGCGACGUGUACAAUGCUGUGUUGGACUACGUCAAGAAGGAGAAGCCUGACCUGGCGGCCAAAUUCACCAAGAACCUAGGGUUUGCCAUGGGAAUAGAGUUCAGAGAGGGUUCCCUGGUCCUGAACAGUAAGAAUCAGUACAAACUGAAGAAAGGCAUGGUACUGAGCAUCAGCCUGGGUUUCGCUGACCUGGUGAAUAAGGAGGGGAAGAAGGAGGAGCAGAAGAAAUACGCCCUGUUCAUAGGAGACUCCGUACAGAUCAACGAGGAUGAUCCAGCGACAGUUCUCACUCCGGUCAAGAAGAAGAUAAAGAACGUCGGAAUCUUCCUAAAGAACGAUGAGGAGGAGGAUGAUGAGGAAGAUGCUGAUGAUGCAGAGGAACUACUGGGAAAGGGAGCGCGUGGACAAGCUUUACUCCAGGACAGGACUAGGAAUGAGAUGACGGCGGAGGAGAAGAGGCGGGCUCACCAGAAGGAGCUGGCCAAUCAGGUGAACGAGGAGGCCAAGAGACGUCUGACAGAACAGAAAGGAGAGCAACAGGUCCAGAAGUCCAGAAAGUCCAAUGUCUCCUACAAGAACGGCUCUCAGAUGCCUCGAGAGAAAGAUGUUCGAGACAUGAAGAUUUUCAUUGACAAGAAAUAUGAGACGGUUGUCAUGCCUGUCUUCGGUAUUGCCACCCCUUUCCAUAUCGCUACCAUCAAGAACAUCAGUUCGUCGGUGGAAGGGGACUGGACGUACCUGAGGAUAAACUUCUAUGUUCCCGGCAGCUCUCUGGGACGCAACGAGGGCAACAUCUUCCCCAACCCUGAUGCCACCUUUGUCAAAGAAAUUACGUACCGGGCGUCGAACCUCAAGGCGCCUGGCGACCCAACGGUCCCGUCCACUAACCUCCAGAACGCCUUCCGCAUCAUCAAGGAAGUGCAGAAGCGCUAUAAGACCCGGGAGGCUGAGGAGAAGGAGAAGGAGGGCAUCGUCAAGCAGGACUCGCUGGUCAUCAACCUGAACCGCUCCAACCCCAAACUCAAAGACCUCUACAUCAGACCCAACAUCGCCCAGAAGAGGAUGCAGGGGUCGCUGGAGGCCCAUACCAACGGUUUCCGUUUCACGUCCGUCCGUGGGGACAAAGUGGACAUUCUCUACAACAACAUUAAACACUCCCUCUUCCAGCCCUGUGACGGAGAAAUGAUCAUCGUACUGCACUUCCACCUCAAGAACGCCAUCAUGUUUGGUAAGAAGCGUCACACAGACGUGCAGUUCUACACAGAGGUGGGCGAGAUCACCACAGACCUGGGCAAGCACCAGCACAUGCACGACCGCGACGACCUGUACGCCGAGCAGAUGGAGAGGGAGAUGAGACACAAGCUCAAGUCUGCCUUCAAGAACUUCAUCGAGAAGGUGGAGACCCUCACCAAGGAGGCGCUGGAGUUCGAAGUGCCCUUUUCCGUGAGCCUAUGGGGCGCACCCUACAGGAAGUACCUGUCUGCUGCAGCCCACCUCCAGUUCCUGUGUAACACCACUAAUGGUGCCGUUCGCUCCCGCUGCCAGAUUGCCGUUACGGCUCCCGCUGCCAGUGCCGUUCGGCUCCCGAACCCUGCUCAGGCCGUUCACGCCUCUCCUUGGCUGUGCAGGCCGUUCACGUGCGUUCCCCUGCUGCGUCAUGGCGUCGGCUCCCGCUGCCCAGUAGGCCGUUACAUUGCCUCCCGCUGCCCAGCGCGUCCUAGUCGCUCCCGGCUAGCGCAGGGCGUUGACCGCUGCUUCCGCUGCAGGCCGUUACUGCUCCCGCUGCUCGUUGCCCGCUACUGGCUCCCGCUGCUAGUACCGUACGCGCCCGCUGCAAUGCCGUACUCGCCGGCCGCUGCCAGUGCCGUUUCGCGCCCGCUGCCCUUUACCGUGUUCGCUCCCGCUGUAUACGUUACCUUACUGCUCCCGCUGCCAGAUGCGCGUUACGGCUUCCGCUGCCAGUGCCGUUACGAGCUCCCAGCUGCCAGUGCGUUCCGGCUCCCGCUGUUAGUGCCGUUACGGCUCCGCUGCCAGGGCCGUUCCGCGCUCCCGCUGCCAGGGCCGUUCGGCUCCGCUUGCCAGGGCCGUUACGGGCUCCGCUGCCGGGCCGGCCGUUACGGCUCCCGCUGCCAGGGCCGUUACGGCUCCCGCUGCCAGGGCCGUCUACGGCUCCGCUGCCAGUUAGCCGCUACGGCGCCCGUGCCAGUUAAAAGGGACAUGCUCUCAGCAGUGUACUAUGUUUUCAUUCCUUCCUCUCUCCUUCCCCAGCCUCCGUUCGUGGUGACUCUGGAUGAGGUGGAGCUGGUGCAUUUUGAGCGUGUUCAGUUCCACCUGAAGAACUUUGACGUGGUCAUCGUCUACAAGGACUACAGCAAGAAGGUCACCAUGAUCAACGCCGUGCCCGUCAACUCACUGGACCCCAUCAAGGAGUGGCUCAAUUCCUGUGAUAUCAAGUACACAGAGGGGGUCCAGUCUCUGAACUGGACUAAGAUCAUGAAGACUAUAGUGGACGAUCCAGAGGGCUUCUUUGAACAGGGGGGCUGGUCUUUCUUAGACCCGGAGAGUGAGGGGGAAGGAGCAGAGGAUGACUCUGAGUCGGGGGAAGACGGGACGUUUAACCCCUCGGCAGACGAGAGUGAGGUAGAGGAGGAAGACAGUGAUGAAGAUUAUGACUCAGAGAGCGAGGACUCCGGUAAUGACUACAGUGCGUCGCUGGGCAGUGAAGAGGAGAGUGGUAAAGACUGGGAUGAGUUGGAAGAGGAGGCCAGGAAAGCCGACAAAGAGUCUCACUAUGAGGACGCGGAGGAGACCUCGUCAGCUAAGAGGAAGGGUCGCUCGUCAGCCCCGCCUCCCAGUGCCAAGAAGAAACGGCGUCACUGAAUGACACCCACCACCAGACUGUCACCUACGCACACACUGCCAAAAACAUUGUUGAUUCAAUCCCCCGCUCUAAUUCGUCUUCGCUCUGUCACUUCCCUUCGUCUUUCUCUCAUACGCAAACACACACACACGCUAUACGAUCUGUAUAUAGAGGUAGUAGCACCCCCGUGCGUUUGUAUUAGACCGUGAGUGUCGUGAUUAAAUGGGCAUAUCGUACCUGACGAUAGACGGUUCAUUCCUCCCUCCAUUCCUUUGGCAACUCACUCCCCUGUUUCCAACGGCCAGGUGUGUGUGUGUGUGUGUGUGUGUGUGUGUUGAAAGGGUUUUAAUUGCAAACUACUGUUUUUCUGUUAAAUUGUUUCUAAACCAAUAUAUUAAGCAGUGAUGAUGCAGUAUCUUCUAAGCAUUUUUAUAAGAUUUAGUGACAACAAAUAAUCUUCCAUUCCUCCUUUCUACUGUUCUAUCCUUCUUGGACAUAGUUUAUUUGUUGAGCGAUUAAUAUGUUGGGAGGGGGGGCAGAGCCGAUAUCAAUAUUCCGUUUUUUUAAUGGGGGUUUGUACAGACUGACUGACGCUCAAGAACCUCACAAUGUCUCUCAUUUCCCCACCGCUUUCCUCCAUCUUUCUGUUAAUCCUGGAUAGGUAGACUGUUGAAUUGUUAAUUAAAAAUCCAGAAUUUUUUUUUUUGUAAUAAAAUUCAAAAAAUAGUGGUUA
Messenger RNA from Salvelinus sp. IW2-2015, 4736 nucleotides. Lineage: Eukaryota; Metazoa; Chordata; Actinopteri; Salmoniformes; Salmonidae. The record is from RefSeq and is a predicted model, not a curated record.